GAUCGAAUCGCUGAUCCUCCUUCUUCUUCUUCUCCUCUUCCUCCUUCUUUUCUUACUUACUCUUUACUGUUUCUCUUACUGUUCCUCUUCCCCAUUCCUCCUACCCUCUCAUUCUCGCCCACUUGUCACGCAUUCAAGCUCACACGCCCACAAUCUCGCCUUGACCGCGCCUGCGAGGGACUCUUGCGCUCCAGACCCGGAACCCUUGCCCGAGCCAGCGCAUUCUGCUCCCACCAACACCAUAGAUCCCGUCCGCCACCGAAGCAACAAUUCCAGGCAGUCCUCCGGCUUCCGACGGUCAAAACAGUCGGCGCAGUCUUUAUCUGGCCCGAGAGAGAACCUCUUCAGUUUCGAACGAGGGCGAUGGCAUCCUUCAUCACCACAAUCAAUGCCCGCACUCGCGCGCCCUUCAAGCCGCGGUCGGCCGCCAAGGGCACCACCAGUUACCAAUUGCGACAAUUUGCGGAAGCGACGCUCGGCAGCGGCAGUCUGAGAAAAGCUGUGAAACUGCCCGAGGGUGAAGACCUGAAUGAAUGGUUGGCUGUGAACGUUGUCGACUUCUACAACCAGAUUAAUCUACUGUAUGGCGCGAUUACAGAAUUCUGCUCGCCGCAAUCAUGCCCGGAAAUGAAAGCGACCGAUGAGUUCGAGUACCUCUGGCAGGAUUCGGAGAACUUCAAGCGACCGACCAAGAUGUCAGCGCCCGAGUAUAUCGAGCAUUUGAUGAGCUGGGUGCAGAGCAGUGUCGACAACGAACAGAUCUUUCCAAGCAGACUGGGUGUCCCAUUCCCCAAAGCGUUCCCCAGUCUGGUGCGACAGAUCUACAAGCGCAUGUACCGGGUGUAUGCUCACAUUUACUGUCACCACUACCCGGUGGUUGUGCAUCUCGGCCUCGAACCGCACCUGAACACCAGCUUCAAACAUUACGUACUUUUCAUCGACGAGCAUCGCUUGGCGAGUGGGAAGGAUUUCUGGGGGCCUUUGGGCGAUCUGGUGGACAGUAUGCUGCGCAGUGACUGAUGCGCGGAUGUUCGGAAACACGAGAGGAUGACGGCGGGACUUAGGCGUUCUGGUGUCAAGGCACAUUCGUAAAAGGGUACAUUUCGGAGCCCGUAGAGGCCGUCCGGCGUUGUUCUGGUUUGCUGGAGAAUAUCGAUCUUAUGGCAUUGCCGCCUUUUCUUCUAUUUCGUUCUCGUGUGUAAUUUGUGUAUGAGAUCAGGCAGGAUUUCAAUUAUGUCCC
Messenger RNA from Aspergillus saccharolyticus JOP 1030-1, 1240 nucleotides. RefSeq names its product Mob1/phocein family protein. Gene Ontology annotation, cellular component: cytoplasm; nucleus. The coding region runs from base 364 to 1020 and encodes 218 amino acids. NCBI's taxonomy places the organism in Eukaryota, Fungi, Ascomycota, Eurotiomycetes, Eurotiales, Aspergillaceae. The transcript is spliced from 6 exons. Gene Ontology annotation, molecular function: protein kinase activator activity. The record is from RefSeq and is a predicted model, not a curated record. Gene Ontology annotation, biological process: positive regulation of protein phosphorylation; signal transduction; cell division.